GCCACUUCUUCCACUGCCACUCGCCGUGCUUACUUCUGUAUCGUGCUACAACUGAAACCGAAGGAAGGCUACUUUGAUCUCAGCUCCAUCUUGCAGUAAAGGUCUACGCCAACAUGUCUGACAAACCCGACAUCGCUGAAAUCACAACCUUUGACAAGACCAAGCUGAAGAAGACCGAGACCCAAGAGAAGAACCCACUGCCAACCAAAGAAACCAUCGAGCAGGAGAAGGCGUCGUAAAGUCUGACCUAAUGUGCUGUACAUUCCACAAGCCCUUCAACUGAAGUCCACCUGCAAUGGCUGGCCAAAUGCCACCCCAUCACUUUGCUACAAUCACGUUUUUGUCACAGUGAAGAGAAGCUUGUUCACAUGGGUCCACGGUCUUGUUUUUUUUUUUUUUUUUUGUGGAGGCAUCUUUUGGGGAUGGAAGAGUGGAACCACACUUCAAGAUGUGGAACGCCUGGAUAUCCUCUCUCAGAAUGUUUUUUUUGUAAAUCUGGAAUACACUUUUGUUAAAUAUGCAAAAUAAAAGUAUAAAGGGUCA
Messenger RNA from Phyllopteryx taeniolatus (common seadragon), 543 nucleotides. It is a transcript of the gene tmsb4x, whose product is annotated as thymosin beta 4 X-linked. Gene Ontology annotation, cellular component: cytoplasm. Gene Ontology annotation, biological process: regulation of cell migration; actin filament organization. The coding region runs from base 114 to 239 and encodes 41 amino acids. The transcript is spliced from 4 exons. NCBI's taxonomy places the organism in Eukaryota, Metazoa, Chordata, Actinopteri, Syngnathiformes, Syngnathidae. The record is from RefSeq and is a predicted model, not a curated record. Gene Ontology annotation, molecular function: actin monomer binding.